CGCGUUUGUUUAAAUCACUUUUUACAAACCCAUUGUCUGUGCGAUAAUUGAAUUUGUUGGCCAAAUAUUUGCCAGUGAUUUACUGAUCUAAUUGGCGUCUAGAAGCGGUUAUAGCUGGCAACAUUUUAUUUGACUCAUUAAUGCUUCGCACGCUUUAGCGACUGCGAAAGUGUGUUUAUAACCACACCAUAGUCCUUCUAUAGUGUUUCCCAUCCCAGAUAACAUAUCUAAGAUAACCGAAAUUUCGGCAAUCUCAGCUUCAUUGGGCACUUCACCUAAUUUAGAUGGCAUUUUCCCAGAAGAGACCAGCCAGCAUGGACACCUUCAGAUUCGGCACGGUUGACUACACCGUCUUCAUGGGCGGCACCAUACUAUCCAUUGCCAUAGGACUGUACUUCGGUUGGAUAAAGUGAGUAGUAUCCAAAUUGGCAAAACAAAUUGUAUCUGUUAAAUGCGCCACAGGAAGACCAAGAAGACGGUGGAGCCCGAGACGUCGUCGGCUUCAGAUUCCCCGGAAAUAACCAUGCCGAAUUUCGGAUCAAAGAAGAUGAACGAGUAUCUGAUGGGUUCGGGCAAUCUGAAGGUUUUCCCAGUCGCCAUGAGCCUGAUAGCCAGUUUCAUUUCGGGCGUUGCUAUACUGGGUACUCCUGCAGAGAUCUACAACUAUGGCACGCAAUAUUUCCUGAUUAUCGUAGCAAUUUCCAUCCAAGGAUUAGUGGUAGCCUACGUCUACAUGCCCGUGUUUUCCGCUCUCCAAGUGCGAUCAUCUUAUGAGUACUUGGGAAUGCGCUUUCACCCGAUCAUACGGAACAUAGUAUCCAUAAUGUUUGUUAUCGAAGUGCUACUCUAUACGCCUUUUGUGGUCUAUGUACCGGCCCUCGCUUUGAACCAGGCUUCCGGCCUAGAUAUUCACAUGAUAGAGCUGGUGACCAUUGUGGUGUGCGUCAUAUACACCCUAUUGGGCGGCCUAAAGGCGGUGGUGCAUACGGAUAUCUGGCAGGUGGCGAUCAUGUUUGUCUCCGUUCUGGUUGUGGCCAUUCUUGCCACUUGCAACAUCACCGACAUGGGUGAAUUCUUCGAAAGUCUAGCGGCCGGAGGACGACUCAUAAUUGGCAACACCGAUCCCUCGCCAUUUGUGCGUAACACGGUGUGGAGCGUGCUGAUCGGUGGCAGUUUCUACUGGACCUCCAUUGCGGCAGUGCACCAGACCAUGGUGCAUCGGUAUAUGUCGUUGCCCAACCUGCGGAUGGUCAGGUUUUCCAUUGCCUACUUUGUCGUGGGAGCGGUCAUCUUUUACACCGUUCUCAGCUUCUUGGGACUGCUCAUCUAUCACAUGUACAAGGACUGUGAUCCGUUGAGCGCAGGACACAUCAUGAAUAACGAUCAGCUGGUGCCUCUCUUUGUGGUCCAGAGUGUCGGUCACAUCUAUGGAAUGCCCGGGCUUUUCAUAGCCGGUCUUUUUGGAGCUGGCCUGAGUUCGCUUUCCGUGGCCUUCAACUCCACAUCCUUGGUCAUCCUACAGGACAUAGUCCGCGGCUGUUUCAAGAUGCAGCCGGGCGAAAGAACAUCCACGAUUAUCGUUAAGUCCACCAUCGUUAUCAUGGGCGUUGUGAUAUUUGGUUCGGUCAUUCUGCUGGAGAAAGUGAACGGCAUCCUGAGCAUCUGCAUGUCCCUGGUGUCCAUCGCAACUAGUUCCACCUUCGGAAUGUUCACCCUAGGAAUGCUGGUCCCCUGGGCGAACACAGUGGGCACCUUGGUGGGCGGAAUCGCGUCCUUUUCCUUGACCGCCUGGAUAACUUUCGGCACGCAGAUUGCGGCGGCAUCCGGACAACUGCUUACCCAUAAGCUUCCUAUGUCACUCGAAGGCUGCCCCGGCAAUGUGACUGCUCCCGAAGAUGUUGGGGUGGACGAGGAGCAGGUGUUCCCACUGUACCGACUCUCAUUCCAGUGGAUAAACCCCAUCGGAGUGCUUACGGUCGUCAUUGUGGGCUCCCUGGUCUCACUGGUGACCAGACCCACGGAUAUUAAGAGUCUCCAUUCCGAUUUGAUAUCUCCAGUGAUUCACAGAUUCCUUCCAAAAGAAUGCUUUAAACAACGCAAUCUCCAUAAAAAUGCGGGCAACGAUAUAUCCACUAUCACUUAAAAUUAAUUGUAAUAUUGUUUAUUAA
Messenger RNA from Drosophila teissieri, 2168 nucleotides. Its product is annotated as sodium-coupled monocarboxylate transporter 1. The transcript is spliced from 8 exons. Gene Ontology annotation, biological process: transmembrane transport; sodium ion transport. Gene Ontology annotation, molecular function: symporter activity. The record is from RefSeq and is a predicted model, not a curated record. Bases 452 to 2143 code for a protein of 563 amino acids. Gene Ontology annotation, cellular component: membrane. Lineage: Eukaryota; Metazoa; Arthropoda; Insecta; Diptera; Drosophilidae.